AUGAAUUCUUUAUUCAGCCGCAAUUCGCACUCUACCGGUUCAAACCGCUCUGCUCACUCCGAUGAAGAGGUGAUCCUCGCAUCAAGCCGGCCAAAGAAACGGGCCGGGAGGAAGAAGUUCAAGGAGACGAGACACCCAGUCUUCCGUGGAGUUCGCCGAAGGAACCCCGGAAAAUGGGUCUGCGAGGUGAGGGAGCCAACGAAGCAGAAGCGAAUAUGGCUGGGGACGUACCCAACAGCAGAGAUGGCUGCGCGAGCCCACGACGUGGCUGCACUGGCGCUGCGGGGCCAAUCGGCGUGCCUCAACUUCGCGGACUCAGUGUGGCGCCUGCCGGCACCCGCAUCGUCCGAGCCAGAGGACAUCCGGAGGGUCGCUGCGGCGGCUGCAGAGGCAUUCCGUCCGGCUGGAGACGGCGACAUCAUCAUGGUCUCCGACGAGGCUUCGAGCAGUGAGAGACCUGAGGUUGACGAUGAAGUGUCGAAGGAGGACAUUAACGUUCUCCGAGUUGAAGUGGUUUCGGGGUGGACGACCUGUCGCCGGCGCCAGCUUUGA
Molecule: messenger RNA, 552 nt
Organism: Thlaspi arvense
Lineage: Eukaryota; Viridiplantae; Streptophyta; Magnoliopsida; Brassicales; Brassicaceae
Source: the annotation of a GenBank genome assembly